AUGUCCCCCCAACAAGCCCUCCUCCGCACCGGCGCACGCAGCCUGCGCACCCCGCUCGCGCGCUCGGCCCUCCGCCGCCCCUACGCUACCCAAGGAGGAGGAGUCGGCGAGACCGGCCUUCGCGGGCCCGCGGACAAUGCGUUCAACCGCGAGAGAGCGGCCGUGAAGCAUCAUGCUGCCCAGACGAGCGAUCUCUGGCGCAAGCUGUCGAUUUACGUCGUCAUCCCCGCCCUCAUUAUCGCGGGCGCAAACGCCUACAGGCUGUGGAACGAGCACUGGGAGCACAAGGCGCACGAGCCGCCGCCAGAGGAGCGCCCGGAGUAUCCGUACCAGAACUUGCGGACCAAGAACUUCUUCUGGGGGGAUGGGGAUAAGACGCUUUUCUGGAACGACAAGAUUAACUAUCACAAGAAGGACGAUGAGUAG
Molecule: messenger RNA, 426 nt
Organism: Coniosporium apollinis CBS 100218
Lineage: Eukaryota; Fungi; Ascomycota; Dothideomycetes
Exons: 4
Coding region: 1-426 (141 amino acids)
Biological process (GO): mitochondrial electron transport, cytochrome c to oxygen
Cellular component (GO): mitochondrial inner membrane
Molecular function (GO): enzyme regulator activity
Source: RefSeq, a predicted model, not a curated record